AUGGGCGCGCACGGCACGCUUUACGCAUUACGCACGGAGUGGAACUCUAUGGAGCAGAGUAACCUGAAAAAGAAGAGCAGUCUCAGUGUGCCGGUGACUGUGGACAUCAGCAGCUCAGACUCGGAUUCAGAUGAGUCGGAAUCCAAAUCUGAGUCUGAUUCUUCAGAUUCAUUGGAUUCAUCCGAUUCCUCUGAUUCAGAAGGUCUGGAGAACUGGAUGAUUCUGGGCCAAGGGAAACAGAAUGAAGACCAGUCCAUCUCACUCAACCUGGAAGGAGGAUCUGACAGCAAUACAGAUGCUGAAGAAGAAGAUGGCAGCUGGUUGGUCUCUGACAAGGACAAAGAGGCUCAGAUAUGUAACAAAGACAAAGGUGCCAGGACAGUGCUGCAGCGGGUUUCCAACAGAUACUACACAAGCAAGAACGUCAAUUGUAGAAACUGCAACAAGACCGGCCAUCUCUCAAAGAACUGCCCAGAACCCAAGAAAUUGUCGCCCUGUUUCCUGUGUGGCACCCCAGGACACCAGACCAGGGACUGUCCCAACAGGCACUGCAACAACUGUGGCCUGCCUGGUCACCUAUACAGCUCCUGCAGUGAGAGGGCAUACUGGCACAAACAGUGUCAUCGCUGUGGCAUGAAGGGGCACUUCUUUGAUGUAUGUCCAGAGAUCUGGAGACAGUACCACAUCACAGGCAAAACAGGCCCUCCUGUGAUGCAGCAGGGAGAGGACAAUGGACGAUCGCCUGCCUUUUGCUACAACUGCUCCAGAAAAGGACACUUUGGCCAUGCAUGUACACGGCAGAGGAUGUUCAAUGGUGUGUAUGCCACCAUCCCUUUCAUCAGCCACUACGACACAGUAGAGGACAUCAACCGCAGACAACACAGGUUAAAGAUGAAGGUUAAGGAACUGAAGAGAAAUGGCUGCUUCUCUAACACCUGUGAGAACCCCGUCACACCAGAACCACCAAAGAAGAAACAGAAGCUCAACCAUCAUAAAAACAACCACACACACCACCAAACCUCUCAGAACCACAAACCCAGUCGCAGCCAUAUCUAUUUUAAUAAUGAUGAUGAUGAUGACUUGACAAUACCAAAAACAAAUAAGUUCAGCAAGUGCAAACAACAACAAAGUACUAGCAAUGUGAAACCAUGGAAACCCAAGAGACCAGUGCCCACCUCAAGAGACCCAUCAACUAAAUUAUUUUUGGAUGAAGCGGAUGACUUUCCCAGAGGGAGAGGCAAAGGACGCGGCAUAGUGGGCAAAAAGAGCAACAAGAAUAAGAUGAAAACAAAGGAAGAACCAAAAGGUGGACAAAGAGACAGAAGACCAGACCAUCUCUUUGGAGAGAAAAGGAAGAAGAAUCAAGCCCGAAGAGUUUCUAACAAAAAAUCUGCUGCAUCAAUGUAUCCAACAGAUGAAAACCUAUUUAUCAUCAAACAGAGGAAACGCAGAUAACAUCUGUAUAUGUGAGGUGUGAGUGGCUGUUAGGGCUGUGCUCUUUCUGAUCAAUUUGUUCAUAAUAUUUAGACACAUGACUCUGGUCUCACUGCAGAAGUGCUCCUGAUCUUUGUGUCAAAGGACAGGUUCAGUUGAAGUCUGUCUUAAAACAAUGGCCAGCUGUGAGGACGACACCUGUGGCUCAGGACCCUCCUGACCAAGAAACAGCGGCAAGUCAACAUGUCCAUGGCGUACCGGGGUGAUGAUUCUUGCUCGGCUAAAUGCGCUAACUUACCUGUGGAGGCGGGGAGUUGAGGCCUCUCCGACCCAGAGGAUGGACUCCUCCCUCUAAUGGAGAACAUGUAUAAAAACACCAAAGCUGUAGCUGCUCCACCAUGCCCACCCACCAGCCACCUGCUGACCUUCUGGAUGCUCCUCAUAACCUGCGUGUCUGACCAAUAACUGAGCUAUAUUUCUAAUCGCAUGGCGUUUGUUUACAAUUUAUGGUGGAUUUGAGAUUUGCCUUUGUGAACAUGCGCCAAACCAGCUUCAAAAUUAAACGAUGUAUCAAACUUCCAUCAGACAUGGACCAACAAAGUGGACUAUUAGGUGUGAAAGCACUAUUAGUCCUAUACACUGAACCUUUAAAAGAUCUCUUACUAAAGUACUGUCAGUGUAAAAUGUUUAUCUGAAACUAAUGAGAAGCUUCAUGUUUAAUGUGUUAGACAAAUUAAAUUGAAGUAUUGAUUAAUACAAACUUUUCUUUUCUGUUACACUGUGGAUGACCAGACUAACACUGCCCAGGAAAAGGACGAGAGUAACACUGCUAAAGUCUUGGUUUUAGUCUUUAUAACACAUUCUUUCCACAAAAUUAUGAUAACAGAUUUUGUUCCCUAUCACUUACACCGGAAUUGUUUUUGUAAAGAAAGGAUCAUUUUAAUUAAAUGUAAUGAAACCAA
Molecule: messenger RNA, 2396 nt
Organism: Solea solea (common sole)
Lineage: Eukaryota; Metazoa; Chordata; Actinopteri; Pleuronectiformes; Soleidae
Gene: zcchc7
Product: zinc finger, CCHC domain containing 7
Exons: 9
Coding region: 1-1455 (484 amino acids)
Molecular function (GO): zinc ion binding; nucleic acid binding
Source: RefSeq, a predicted model, not a curated record